Molecule: messenger RNA, 390 nt
Organism: Anisakis simplex (herring worm)
Lineage: Eukaryota; Metazoa; Nematoda; Chromadorea; Rhabditida; Anisakidae
Source: the annotation of a GenBank genome assembly
AUGUUUAGAUACGAAUUAGGUGGGGGUGCCGGUCAGAUUAUCAGUAUGGAACCGGUAAACGAUGGUAAAGAACAUCGGGUAAAGGCGAUUCGCAAGGGUCGACAAGGUACGAUGAUAGUCGACGAUAGCGAUGUUACCGAGGGACACUCAUCUGGUAUCCUGGCGAUGUUGAAUGUUGAUGGAGAUAUUUACUUGGGCGGUGUACCUGAUUUGGAGAGCAUGACGGGUGCGUUGCAUGAGAGUAAUUUCGUUGGUUGUAUAGCUGAUAUAAUGUUGAAUGGCAUAAAGCUGGACAUGAUGGCGAACGCAAUUGAUGGACGUAAUGUGAAACCGUGUGAGCAAUGGAUUGUUCGUAGGAAAUGGUUUAGAGCGUUUCGCAAGUAUCGUUGA